This is a messenger RNA of Arabidopsis lyrata subsp. lyrata, 799 nucleotides long. RefSeq names its product dehydrin Xero 2-like. The transcript has 2 exons. NCBI's taxonomy places the organism in Eukaryota, Viridiplantae, Streptophyta, Magnoliopsida, Brassicales, Brassicaceae. The record is from RefSeq and is a predicted model, not a curated record. Gene Ontology annotation, biological process: response to water. The coding region runs from base 174 to 764 and encodes 196 amino acids.
GGCCAACACGUAUUGAGUAAAAUAUCUAUAUGUUGAAUUCCUAUCCAAAGUGAAAAUUUGCGGUUCUAUAAAAGUAUCAUUCAAGAGCUCAUUAAUCUUCAUCGAUCAAAGUCUUUAAUUUCAUCUAUAACUAACGAAAGAGUAACAAGUUUAUUUUAUAUUCGAAGAAGAAAAUGGAUUCUUACCAGAACCAAACCGGAGUGCCAAAGAAGGGGAUGACGGAGAAAAUCAUGGAGAAGCUACCAGGCCAUGAUGGUGCUACUAGCACCGGCGGUGUACACCCCGAGAAGAAAGGGAUGCCGGAGAAAGUUAUGGAGCAGCUACCAGGUAAUCAUGGAAUUCACCAGACUGGAACCAACACGGGCUAUGGUAACACUGGCGGUCUUCACCACGAGAAGGAAGGUAUGACGGAGAAAGUUAUGGAGCAGCUACCAGGUCAUCAGGGGUCACACCAAACUGGUACUAAUACUAAUGUCGUUCACCAUGAGGAAAAAGGUAUAGCUGAAAAACUUAAAGAGCAGCUACCAGGUAAUCAUGGAACUCACCAGACUGGAACCACUGCAAAUCAUGGUAACACUGACGUUGUUCACCACGAGAAGAAAAGAAUAAAGGAGAAGAUUAAAGAGAUGCUGCCGGGUCAUCACGAAUCCAACAAGACUUCUUUAGGUUCUACCACGACGGCCUAUGAUACCGGCACCGUUCACCACGAGAAGAAAGGCAUGAUGGAGAAGAUCAAAGAGAAGCUUCCGGGUGGUCAUCAUUAGUUUCAUUUUAAUCAACUUGUUUGCGUAUGUUAUAU